AUGCAGUCUGGGAUAUCAGCGUCUUCCGAUUUACACGAUGCCUUCGCGUCCUUCCUCUCUACGCCCUCGCUUUUCUCCCUCCCCAUAACAAUCGAAAACGAACAGCUUGUCCCUUUGCAACCUAUACCGUUUAGUUCUAUAACUGAUGGCGCUGCAAAUCUCGAGUGUUUCUAUUCUUCACUCCCAUCCCUGAAGGAUGUCAUCCAGCCGAAAACCCCUCUAUACAUUCUUCUCCGCCGGUUUCCGCCAGAAGAUUCUGCGGAGUCACAACUGAUUGCCCUCACGUACAUUCCCUCGAACAGCCCCGUACGUGCUAAGACGCUUUUCGCGAGCACCCGUGCCACGGUGGUUCGCGAAUUAGGCUCCAAGAAAUUCUGCGAUACUGUUUUCGCAGCUGACGAAGAGGAGGUCUUGAGCGAGAGUGUCUGGAGAGAAAGAGAAGCGGAUAAGAAUGCCGCGAGGGGUGGAAGCGGAAAUGGCACUGGUGAAGGCGCGGAUGAUGCUGAGAGAAGGAGACAAGCUGUUAUGGGUGAGCAGGAGAGAGAGCUGGAUGCGCUCCGACAGGCGGAGAAUGAGGCGAGAAGUAUGUCAAGGAGGAGAGAUAUUGGGAUUGGAGGCACUGCGGGCACAGAUGGACCAGCCGAUAUCAAAGGAAUUGCGUUUCCAGUUGGGGAGGGAGUGAAAGAAGCCCUCCAGGGCUUGCAGAAUAACGAAGGAGAAGCUGUUUUACUGGGCAUUGACAUUCCAACGGAGACUCUCACACUUGUUUCCAUUGAAUCGAAUGUUACUCCUGGCUCGCUAGCUGGUUGUAUUCCUAGCUCGAAACCUCAGUAUACCUUUUACCGCCAUCCAAAUUCCUCCGCAGUCUUGUUCAUCUAUACCUGCCCAUCGUCAUCUGCAAUAAAGGAACGUAUGUUGUACGCCAGUUGUCGUGCGGGAACAUUGGUGGUCGCUGCGGCACAAGGAUUGAACGUUUCGCACAAAAUCGAGGCAUCUGACGCUGAUGAUAUCACCCAGCAACGAUUGGAAGAAGAGAUUUGCCCUCCGAAAGAUGAGGGGCCCAAGCGAGGCUUUGCGAGACCAAGAAGACCAGGGCGUUCGAUUGCCUCAGCCGUUGCGUUGCCUGAUCCGGAUCCUCCGAGUCCUGACACGCCCUUGAAAAGAAGACAGGCGCCUUUAGAAGAGGAAAAUCAUAGCAAGCGGCGUCGAGUGAGCACUACGGAGGAUUCCAACAAGUCACCUACAGCACCGGAAAGUAAUAUACAGGGAGAAGAAACACUUACGCGGCGAAAAGGGGGUGCAGACGAUGAGCGGAAGAGGGGCAAAAGACUCUUCGGCGCAUUACUUGGGACCCUUUCACAGACGUCAUCUACAGCUGCACAGAAACGACGCGCAGAUAUCGAGCGAAAACAACAAGCAAAGCUUAAGAAACAGGAUGAAGAAUACAAUGAAGAAUCGCGGCGGAAACGUCAAGAGCUAAUGGCUCGGAGAAAGGAAGAACAAAGAGUAUACGAAAGAGAGUCGAUCCAAACCCGACACGCAAACAUGCGAGCGAUGGCUCAUUUUCUCCAAACCAAAACCAAACCAACGCUGUACUAUAAGCCAUGGCAGCUACGCCCUGAAGACGAAGAUGUUAUCAAGACACAGAUUGAAGAAACGCAGGCUGUAAUCGAGAGGGAAAUUGAAGCGCUCGACCGUCGCGAUGGACCCGUGCCUGGGUCGCAGCACAAGGAGCAUAAAGAAUCACCGGAUGAGGUGCAACCGGCAGCUGAGUCCACAGAUACCGGGUCUACGAUGAAGCCAUCUGCUAACAAGGUUCCAAAUCCGGAUAUGGUGGGUACUGAUACUGACCACGAUGAAGCUCCAGACACCCAGAAACAGCCUACUACUAACGAUGAAAAUACCAUUCCCGAUCAUAGUACGGAAACGGCUCAUACUAGGCAACAUGAGGAUGACUCAGGGGAGGUUGUCCUAGAGGACAAAGAGGACACAGAAGCCCCGGAGUUCUCUGAAGAGUCCGCUCCUCGCUAUGCAUUCAAACAAUGUGCUCAAGAUAUGAAAGAGCUAGCACGACAAUUGGGCACCUCUCAAAUAAUCCUUGGGGGUCAUGAUUGGGGCGGUUUUGUCGUCUAUCGCAUUGCACUCCAUUGUCCAGGUUUUGUCACCCAUAUCUUUUCUGUCUGUACUCCCUAUGGACCUCCGCAUCGGGAAUACGUCCCUCUUGACAAACUGGUCGCAACUCGUAUUCCUUUCUUUGGGUACCAGCUUCAGUUUGUAAGUGGAGAGCUGGAAAAGAAAAUCAAAACCAAGAAUGAUAUCCGCCAGUUCUUGAUUGCGCUAUUCGGGGGUCGGACACCAGAAGGAGAAAUCGGUUUUGAUGUAACGAAGGGAGCACUAUUGGACAAAGUCCCAAACCUGCGGCCCUCACGCCUUUUGAGUGAGGAGGAACUUGAUUACUAUGUGGAAGAGUACUCCAGAACCGGAAUUCACGGGCCAUUAAAUUGGUACCGGACUCGUGAACAAAAUUACAAGGAGGACUUAGAGCUUAUUGGCCAAAAGUGGGAGGUCCCAGUUCUCUUCAUUAGAGCGACGAAGGAUGACGCUCUGCGUCCGGAGUUAUCAAAGAACAUGGGAAAAUAUAUUCCUAAUUUGACACAAGCGGAAGUCGAUGCCACGCACUGGGCACUAUGGCAGAAGCCUGAGGAGUGCAAUGCAAUUAUUUCAAACUGGAUCGAAAAUGUGGCCUUCGGGGGACGCAGCAAGAUGUAG
This is a messenger RNA of Ophidiomyces ophidiicola, 2769 nucleotides long. RefSeq lists its product as uncharacterized. The record is from RefSeq and is a predicted model, not a curated record. Gene Ontology annotation, biological process: barbed-end actin filament capping; actin filament depolymerization. The transcript is spliced from 11 exons. Gene Ontology annotation, molecular function: actin filament binding; actin monomer binding. The coding region runs from base 1 to 2769 and encodes 922 amino acids. NCBI's taxonomy places the organism in Eukaryota, Fungi, Ascomycota, Eurotiomycetes, Onygenales, Onygenaceae. Gene Ontology annotation, cellular component: cytoplasm; actin filament.